AUGGCCAACGUAGCGACCACGAAGAAAACCGGGAAAGCCAAGGUACAGUGGUGGGAUAAUCGAGACAUGUACAUCCUGUGCCCGUGGUGCAAGGGAAUCCAUCGCCACGGCUUCAACGCGAAUUAUUCCCAACGCCAUCGACGCGUCCCUCAUUGUGAUUCAAUCGACCUAAUCAGAAAAUUACAAUACCUCGGGUACAACCUUUAUUACGAGAUACAAUUCCCAGCGUCGCCAGCGGAUACCUUCGAGAUUGACAAGGACAAUCUUCGGUUCGUAGCGGGUGGCGCUCGUGUUCCCGAUGACGAUGAAGGUGGCGUCCCGGCGGACGAGGCAGACCGUAUGAGAGCUGACUUUAGGAAAUCGAUCGAGGAGAAACGAAAGUGGACAGAAGCAAUCGAGACCGUGAUUAUAUUUGAGGAUUUAUCGAUCAGAAGGAUAACGAAAGUAGUAAGCGAGAUGGUAUUGGGCAAUGUUGAGCAUGUUCGUGAGUACCUCAAGUCCUCCUCAGAGGCCGAUAUCUUCCUUCGCGGCGUCGAAUCAUGGAAAAGACAGGACUAUACGUCCAAUAAUGAAAGCACGGAAGACAGUACGGCGGAGACAUCAGGAGAGACGGCGUUGCAUAUGGCCGCAUGCGAGUCAUCGUCUGAAAUGGUCAAACUUCUUCUCUUGAACGGCGCCGAUGUGAAUGCUACCGACUGCGACGGUCGAACUGCUCUCAUGGAGGCGGCACUGUGGGGUCGGCGGGAAAACGUCGAGGUCCUGUUAAACGGUUUGUUCGACAAUAGCGGGCGACUUUGGUGUGCUGCCGAUUUUGCAAAGCCGCUCAAGCAGAACGUAGAGGCACGAAGGAUGCGCAGCGGUAGGGAUAAGGAUCGCGAAGACAUUGUCUUUCUUCUUGAAGACGCGGCAGACGAGCCAGGUCCCCUCCAGCUAGACGGUUUUGUCUAUCAACGCCCGCCCAACGAUCCCACGAUGCUCUCCCUAACAACUCGAUAUAGUCUUCCCAACGAGUGGAAGACGGUUGCGCAUAUGAUCCGCGGCGGAGGGCUUCCAGAUAUUGCCGCCAUGAGCGGUUGGUCGCAUGCACAAAGCGAAACCAUCCAUGUCGCUGGCCGAGACUGGACAGAUGCAGUACUCCGCCUCUAUGACUUAGCUGGGCUUAAGCGGGAACCUCAUUCCCGUGACCAGGGCGACAAGGGGCGAUACAAUGCUUGCCACGCAGAGAAGCAGCUAAUCGCGUACUUCGUCCACAAGCACCUAUUCUUGGAGGAUGAACUGCAAAUCCCUGAGGAGCCGGGAGUGCGGUCAUUAUUCUCGGAGCUCGGUCUAGGGGAAUCGGCGGAACAGUUGCGCAGAAAGGAAGAGUGGCAAUACAAGAUGAGGCUUGUGGACUUAUUUAAAGCAUCUCCGGACAAUUCCUUGAAGGAGGCCAAGAUACUUGUCAGCAGACCUAUAUGCGGUGGCUGUAAAGAUUUUGCGAAAAAGGUGAACCAUAAACUACCUAGGGUUGAAACUGCAGCUAUACCAUCGUUGCUUGGAGUCGUCAUGUACUGUGUGUCCGAACUAGACCUAUGUACUAUUAGUAGGCUGGCCGAGAUGGGAAGAAUCAGUACUAUAGUUACCUAA
Molecule: messenger RNA, 1626 nt
Organism: Daldinia vernicosa
Lineage: Eukaryota; Fungi; Ascomycota; Sordariomycetes; Xylariales; Hypoxylaceae
Exons: 3
Coding region: 1-1626 (541 amino acids)
Cellular component (GO): nucleus; cytoplasm
Molecular function (GO): protein binding
Source: RefSeq, a predicted model, not a curated record